UGUUUUUUCACCUAUGUUUUAUCUAUCGUUCUUUUCCUACUGAGCCCUAGCAGCCCUAGGGUUUGGUUCAUCUUUGCCAUUUUGUGCUGAAAAGCGGCCGUCCCUCCUCUACGAAAGCGAGGGGAUCUUUGUUGCUUUGCUCGGAAAGCAAUCGUUCGUCGUCACGAAAAUACGACGGUUAUCGUGCUGUCGCGCUGCAAUUUUGCGUGGCAACACAAUUGGCGACUCCGCUGGGACGGCAAGAAGAAGAAGCACACGAUGAGUACCGAGUCCAGGAACGGGAGCGACAUCGACCCGGAGAACGUCAUCGCCGUCACACUCGACGAUCUGUCGGAAGAUGAUCGGCGCGAGCUUGAACAAGAGAUUAAGAAAGAGAUGGCUGAGCGACUAAAAUUGCAGUUGACUGGAUACCGCAAGACAAGCAUCGGCAUCGUCAAGAAGGUGCAAUCGGCCAUUAAUGAAGAACGAUUGACGUUUACAGAAAGUUCUAAGAUGAAGCUCGAUAGUGACGCUUUUCCUAUCAAUGUGGUCAAGCUUGAGAGUAAGAAAAUGCUUAUUCGGUCGGAUCAGGCCGAAUUCGCAAGAAAGAAAAAUGUCGUUGAUGAUAAUGCUUCUCCAAGGAUGAUCAAACAAAAAAAUCCAGAAGUAGGAGUUUGGAAAGUCAAUGGAAGAAGGAAACAAGCUCCAAGACCAAAGCCGCCAGUUAGCAUGUUGUUGGAGAAGUACACCUCACGCAAGACCAGCAAUGUGUUUAACCGGCUUGGAGAUAAUAAACGUCUUAGAUCUCCUUCUGGACCUGGCGGUCAUGAGCAAUGGCAAAGAAAUUUAUAUGACCAGCAGCCCUAUAUUGCAAUGGAGCCGACGUAUUGGGUUGUGCACCUCCUAUGUACCCGCAGUUUCCUCCAUGGGGUUUUAAUCCUUGGGUGUCAUAUCCUACAGUGCCAGGUUAUUUUCACCCAAAAUGGGUUCUGCCGAGGCCUAUGUUCAGAGCAAACAUACAUGAGAAAAGGGCUCGGCUCAAUGAGGCAGCUAGAUCAUGUGAUGCAAUUGUUGUCCAAAGGGACCGGUCAUUGGUACGGAGUGCAUAUGGUGAAGUUCAUAUAGGUGGUCAAAAAUUUAUGUGGGUGCCAAUCAAUCGUAGAAGUGAUGCAAAAGCACAUGAUGGGACUGUGCGUGGCUGCACCAAGAUUAGCGCAAUAAAAGAUAAUAGUUUACAAGAUGAUUUGCAGCCUAGUGUGCAGACACAUGUAGACAAGAAAAUUGUACGUACUAGUGAGUUGGUUGAUGCAUCUGCUGAUGAAUUUACUAGAGACAGUGGGAAAAUUGAAGCCAUAGGUACAGAGAGAAUAGUGAUGGCGUGAAGUUGCAACAAACCGUCCGACGUAAUCAAUUUGAAAAGGAAACUAAUUUUGGACAGAGCAAAGAAUUCAUUGUAUCCUCAUGUACUAACCAACGGUCUAAAUCGGCAAGCUCAUAUGCUGAUUUAUUCAUGGGAGGUUGUGGCCCAGGAGCGUCCAAAAAUUUCAAAUCUAGCACUAAUUUGGAUUUAAGCAAUGUACGCGGCCAGAAAUUUAAAGCUAGUAAUGGACAUGAUCAGCGGAGAGGUAUUUCGGCCAGAGAUAAAAUAUUUGCCAUAAAAGCAGAAGUACGUCAGUACAGGCUGAGAGACUCGGGGGGCAACAGAAUUAAGUCAGCUGCACCAGAGACUAAACCAAGACCUUGGUGGUGUCCAACGGGACUCACACACACUCAGAAACGACGUGUGUAGAGACUACGGGCAUUUGAAAUGAAGGAAGAGACAGUCGAGAAGAAGCGCUUGUUCGAUCAGGAAAAACCAAUGGUGCCGAAAAUGACAUGGAGGGAGAAGCACAUUGUGGGGGAGAAGUUGCCCAAAGCUCCCAAUGGUAAAUAUUCAAAAAAGUAUUGUCAUAGCAUGUCCAAGAAAACAUGAGAUAAUGUGGCCGAUAUGUUAUUGCAAGUAUCGCCCUAAGUAAAAUUGGCCGAUAUAAUUUUUGAAAUAUCGCCCUAAGCAACUAUAUGGCUGAUGAAGUUAUCGACAUUGUCGUAAGGAAUAAUAUGUUUUUGGUGAAUACAAUUAUACCAAAAACAGGGGGGCAUGUGUUCAUGGUGUAAUUUGGCUAGUAGUUUGUUGAUAGGCCAAAUUAAUUAGUGGUCAUCCAAGCUAAUCAGUUACUAUUUUGUUUAAAGAUUGCAACAGGAAUUUUCAUGGACAAGAGGAUACUUGGGACAUGUCCUAACCAGACUCAGGGCAUCUCGGAGUUACCACAAUGCUACCUAGGACAAGUCCUAACAAGGAUCAGAGGUC
This is a messenger RNA of Triticum aestivum (bread wheat), 2326 nucleotides long. RefSeq lists its product as uncharacterized. The record is from RefSeq and is a predicted model, not a curated record. NCBI's taxonomy places the organism in Eukaryota, Viridiplantae, Streptophyta, Magnoliopsida, Poales, Poaceae. The transcript is spliced from 2 exons. The coding region runs from base 259 to 1104 and encodes 281 amino acids.